GAAAGAGGAACCCGAAGGGCGCGGGGUCCUCCUUCCGGGAAGCAGCAGCGAACGGUGGAAAACUGGCGGAGGAGGGAGUGCGUCUGUCAGAUCCUGAUCCGGGUGGGCUGAGCCGUGGGGGUUCCUGAUGAAAAGUCCAGUUGGACCCCGAGCCCCAGGCGUGGUUUGGCUGCGCUUGACCAGCAGCACGGCCUCACCUGUCCACUUCGAUUUGCAGGCCCCGGACCGAGGGUCUGCCGGGCUCCAGGAGGGCCAGACCCUGAGCUCCGGGACAUGGCACUCCAGCGCGCCGUCCUCCUGGCCAGCCUCCUGGUGGAAGUUGCCAGUAGAUCCUCAGGAAGUGCGACCUCUUUCUGGAGCUGAAAUAGGGCCUCCACAGAGCUGCCCCCACUGGCACUGGCCACAGCUAGUGGGGCGGGCAGAGACGCCCACUUCAGGCUCAGACUCGGCCAGGUCAUGGCUCUCCCAAGCCGGCGACACAGGUGUGCCAGGCUGUGGUUUCUGGAGGUGCCCGGCCAUGUCUGCACACACCCAGCUGCUCGUCCUGCAGGAUGUGUGCCAGUCCUGGGAAGCCAGCUCGGCCGGGAUGAACGCACGGAGCAGAGCUGCCCCGGACGCCGCCGUCUGGUGUGUGAAUGCGGCGCCCACAUCGCCCACUCCUGCACGUGGGCCUGGCCGGCGUGUUUGCCUCCUCCCCACCCUGCUGCUCUGGGCCAGACCUUUCCUCUGUGCGGGCCAAGCUGGAAACCCCGAUGCAGGGCCAGCAGCCCAAGUGUUGUGUGGACGUGGUGGACACCAACACCACCUGCCCAGGCACUAGCCUGUGUGGCCCAGGCUGCUAUGGGCACCGGGCCGAGGACGGGACUGUCAGCUGCAUCCGCUGCAGGAACGGAACUCACAACAGCUCCGAGUGCAGAGGCUUCGCUGCCCGGGGCGCACACUUCCCCAUGAACAGGAGCACAGGGACGCCCGGGCGGCCGAGCUUUGGGGGCCCCCAGGUGGCAGCCUCCCUCUUCCUGGGGACGUUUCUCAUCAGCUCGGGCCUCAUCCUCUCCGUGGCUGCAUUCUUCUACCUCAAGCGUGCCAGUAAGCUGCCUGACGUCUUCUAUGGAAGAAACAAAGCCCCCGGCCUGCAGCCUGGCGAAGCUGCCGCGAUGAUUCCCCCACCUCCGUCCUCAGUGCGGAAGCCGCGCUACGUCCGGCGCGAGCGGCCCUCGGACAGGGACGUGGGCCCCUCUGCCGUCUCCUCCGUGGAGGCCCGGGUGAGCAACGUCUGAUCCCGCGGCCCAUCCACAGCCCCGCGUGCUGCCGAGGGGGGCCCCACACGAAGGCUGGGCGCUGCCCAGUGAGGCCUCAGGACAGGCCUGCACACGGCCCUGGCUCGUCCCUCUCCAGCCACAGAUGUGGAGUGAGAGCCGCCUGCCUGCGGGCCUUCCUCACCGCACACAGCCGCUCAGCGUGACUGACCCGGGGCAUCACUCCGGCCUCUGUCCCUGAGCCGGGCUGGUGACCCAGGCCGCGUGGGGUCCAGGCUCCUCGGGAGAGACAGCCUGCAGGACCUGGGUGCUCCUCCGCCUUGGAGCCCAUGGUGGGCAGACCCCCUGCGCCCCCUCUGAGAGCAGUGAGGCCGAGGCCUUCGGGGGGUCCGGCCGCAUCCACACACAGGCAGUUUGGGGCCUGCAAACCAGCCCCCGGGCUCAGGCGCCCGCAGAGCUGUCCUGCACGGCCACAGCUGCCCGUUUCCACGCGCUGCAGGAGUGAGUCGUCUGGUCUCCUGCUGACUCUCAACCUGUGUUUAAGCAGGAAGCAUUUUGUAUAGAAGUCCCAGAGGCACGCUGUCCUCAUGUGCACCCCGCCUGGGCCCCAGGCACUGGGACGGACACUGGCCUGAAGCUGCUGGAGGUCAAGGCCCCCCAGGGACGUGUCAGCCCGGGGCCACGUUUACCUGUGACUGCCACCUGGGCUGGCUGUCUUGCUGGACCUGCCAAGGGCCGCCCUGGCCAGCAGUCUCGUCCCGCUGCCCCCGCCCCGAGGCGGCAGCCCGUGUUCCCUGCCUCGGCCGGUUGCGGAGGGAUGGCUCUGGGUUCCUGUGGAAACGGGGGAGCGUCGGGGCGCCCACUGAGCACGGGCAGGGUGCUGCCUGGCCUCCCCAGAGCCUCCGCGGGGACUGACGUUUUCUCCUCCGGCGUCUGGUCCACGUCCGCGGGGCCCACGGCAGGGCCUGUGUGGCCAGCCUCCUGCUUUCUGCACUGGGAUUCCUGCUGGGGUGUUUGUGGUUUAUGGACACGAGCUCGGUCGCCAGGACGUGAACGAUGACUGACCGGCAGCCGAGAGGGGCGGCCACCUGAAAUCAGCGUCAAUAAACCACUCAGGCCUUU
Molecule: messenger RNA, 2378 nt
Organism: Balaenoptera acutorostrata (minke whale)
Lineage: Eukaryota; Metazoa; Chordata; Mammalia; Artiodactyla; Balaenopteridae
Gene: C1H1orf159
Product: chromosome 1 C1orf159 homolog
Exons: 12
Coding region: 636-1277 (213 amino acids)
Source: RefSeq, a predicted model, not a curated record